GAUACUCUCCUGGCUUAUUCUAAAUUGUGGUUGAAAUUCCCCAGCUUCCAGACAUCAAUGGUUCUACCAAUACAAACCUUUCAACUUUCAAGAAUCUUUUCAAGUAAAAGAUAACCCUGUUCUUUUCCUCAACUCCAAACUAACUAUGGCGUUUCGGCUUCUUAGUCCAUCCACGUUUGGAAAAUUGGUAAGAUCAACUUGCUUGCUGAUCUUGCCGUGUAAUCUUCUACCUAAUAUAUGUGAAUAUCUUCUUUCAUACAUGUAAAAAAUUGUUGUUCUUAGAAAAGCAACCGACCAGUUUGUAACUGCUGGAAAAAAAACAUCACAUCACGUUUACUAACUGUUUUCGGUGGAGUAGCCAUGGAAGGUUCCAGUCAAAGUGAGGCUCCAAGAAGACUCGAGGGAAAGUAUUUAGGGAUGGCAUGUUGUUGGGUUCUUGGACUUGCAACACUUGUCGCAUGGAACUGCAUGCUGACAAUCGAAGAUUACUACUAUAAAUUGUUCCCGAAAUACCAUCCUGCGAGGCUGCUCACUCUCAUUUACAUGCCGUUUGCUGUUGUAUCUAUGGCUAUACUGACAUAUUAUGAGUCCAAGAUCGAUACUCGAAAGCGCAACCUAUCUGGCCUCGUACUUUUCUUUUUGAGUUCGUUGUUGCUUCUACUUUUGGAUUUAGCUUCAUCAGGUAAAGGUGGAAUUGGAAAUUUCAUUGGUAUAGGUGCAAUUGCAGGUUCUUUCGGAGUUGCAGAUGCCAUCCUUCAAGGUGGGAUGGUUGGAGACCUAUUUUUUAUGUGCCCUGAAUUCCUUCAGUCCUACCUUGCUGGUAUAGCUGCAUCAGGUUUUCUAAUCUCUGCUCUGAGACUACUAACAAAAGCAGCAUUUGAAAAAUUCCCUAAUGGUCUUCGCAAAGGAGUUAUACUAUUUUUAGUGAUCUCCAUUUUCUUUGAGUUUCUAUGCAUUCUGGUAUAUGCAUUUCUCUUCCCCAAACUGCCAAUAGUGAAGUACUACCGCCUGAAGGCAUCCACUGAAGGAUCAAACACUGUCUCAGCUGACCUUGCAGCUGGUGGCAUACACAUAAACCAAGAGGAUGUAAAUGAAGCGAAAUGCCAUGGGAGGUUGAGCAACAAGGAAUUAUUCUUUGAGAACAUAGACUAUGCAGUUGACCUAAUUCUUAUAUUUGUGCUGACAUUAUCAAUAGUUCCUGGCUUUAUAUAUGAAGAUACUGGAUCACACCAGUUACAUUCAUGGUAUGCACUUGUUCUGAUUACAAUGUUCAAUGCAUGCGAUCUGAUAUCAAGAUACAUUCCUCUUGUGGAAUUCCUGAAGCUGAAGUCCAGAAAGGGCCUUAUGAUCGCAGUACUCUCUCGUUUUCUUCUCAUUCCAGCAUUUUACUUCACGGCAAAGUACAGUGAUCAGGGAUGGAUGAUCCUCCUAAUUUCCUUCUUGGGAUUAACCAAUGGCUAUCUCACAGUCUGUGUUAUUACAGAAGCACCCAAAGGUUACAAGGGACCUGAACAAAAUGCUUUGGGUAAUUUGCUGGUGCUAUGUGUAUUAUGUGGUGUUUUUGCAGGGGUAGCCCUUGAUUGGUUGUGGCUUGUAGGUAAAAAGGAGUUCUAAAGUUUCAUGUCUAUACAUUCUCAGGAACUCUAAACAGGCAAACAGCCAAUUCUGUAAUCAUAUGUUACAACUACAUUACAUAAUUCCAUCCAUUACUUGGCUGUUAUUAAA
Populus nigra (black poplar) is the source of this 1725-nucleotide messenger RNA. RefSeq names its product equilibrative nucleotide transporter 3-like. The coding region runs from base 361 to 1614 and encodes 417 amino acids. Gene Ontology annotation, molecular function: nucleoside transmembrane transporter activity. Lineage: Eukaryota; Viridiplantae; Streptophyta; Magnoliopsida; Malpighiales; Salicaceae. The transcript has 10 exons. The record is from RefSeq and is a predicted model, not a curated record. Gene Ontology annotation, biological process: nucleoside transmembrane transport. Gene Ontology annotation, cellular component: plasma membrane.